Messenger RNA from Camelus dromedarius (Arabian camel), 4005 nucleotides. It is a transcript of the gene RNF20, whose product is annotated as ring finger protein 20. The transcript has 20 exons. Gene Ontology annotation, molecular function: ubiquitin protein ligase activity; metal ion binding. The coding region runs from base 171 to 3098 and encodes 975 amino acids. Gene Ontology annotation, cellular component: nucleus; HULC complex. Lineage: Eukaryota; Metazoa; Chordata; Mammalia; Artiodactyla; Camelidae. The record is from RefSeq and is a predicted model, not a curated record.
CUCCGUGGCUCCGCCUCCCGGAAGCUUCUCUGGGUUUUCUGGGUUUUCGCUUGCAGGUCAGGGGUGAAAGGUGGCAGGGCUGCGCGGACCUUGGUGAAUAACUGCUGGGAGUUCGGCUCCCGGCCGGCGCAAGUUAGAACUCAGGAAAACAGCUAUCAUUUUGUGCCAAGAUGUCAGGAAUUGGAAAUAAAAGAGCAGCUGGAGAGCCUGGCACGUCUGUGCCUCCGGAGAAGAAAGCAGCUGUUGAAGAUUCAGGGACCACAGUGGAAACAAUUAAGCUUGGGGGUGUCUCUUCAACGGAGGAGUUAGACAUUCGAACACUGCAAACUAAAAAUCGCAAACUGGCAGAAAUGCUCGAUCAACGGCAGGCCAUCGAAGAUGAACUCCGUGAGCACAUUGAGAAACUGGAACGAAGACAGGCCACCGAUGAUGCCUCACUAUUGAUCGUUAACCGGUACUGGAGUCAGUUUGAUGAAAACAUCCGUAUCAUCCUUAAACGUUACGAUCUGGAGCAGGGUUUGGGAGACCUACUCACAGAAAGAAAAGCCCUUGUUGUGCCUGAGCCGGAACCAGACUCCGACAGCAAUCAGGAGCGGAAGGAUGACCGAGAGAGAGGGGAAGGGCAAGAGCCAGCUUUCUCUUUCCUUGCUACUUUGGCCAGCAGUUCCAGUGAAGAGAUGGAAUCUCAGCUGCAGGAGCGUGUGGAGUCCUCCCGCCGAGCUGUGUCCCAGAUUGUGACCGUCUAUGAUAAACUGCAAGAAAAAGUAGAGCUCUUAUCACGGAAGCUAAACAGUGGAGAUAACCUGACAGUGGAGGAAGCCGUGCAGGAGCUGAAUUCCUUCCUCGCACAAGAGAACAUGAGGCUACAGGAACUGACAGACCUCCUUCAGGAGAAGCAUCGCACCAUGUCUCAGGAGUUCUCCAAGUUGCAGAGUAAAGUGGAGACAGCUGAGUCACGGGUGUCUGUCCUGGAGUCCAUGAUUGAUGACCUGCAGUGGGAUAUCGACAAAAUCCGAAAGAGGGAACAGCGGCUCAACCGACACUUAGCAGAAGUCCUGGAACGGGUGAAUUCAAAAGGUUACAAAGUAUAUGGCGCGGGGAGCAGUCUCUAUGGCGGCACAAUCACCAUCAACGCCCGGAAGUUUGAAGAAAUGAAUGCAGAGCUUGAGGAGAACAAAGAGUUGGCUCAGAACCGGCACUGUGAGCUGGAGAAACUUCGGCAAGACUUUGAGGAGGUCACUACACAAAAUGAAAAGUUGAAGGUGGAGUUGCGGAGUGCUGUGGAGGAAGUGGUCAAGGAGACCCCGGAAUACCGCUGCAUGCAGUCACAGUUCUCUGUCUUGUACAACGAGAGCCUCCAGUUGAAAGCACACUUGGAUGAGGCUCGGACCCUGCUUCAUGGCACCAGAGGGACCCACCAGCGCCAAGUUGAGCUCAUUGAGCGAGAUGAGGUUAGCCUCCAUAAGAAGCUGCGGACUGAAGUGAUCCAGCUAGAAGAUACGCUGGCCCAGGUCCGCAAGGAGUAUGAAAUGCUGAGGAUAGAAUUUGAGCAGACCCUGGCUGCCAAUGAACAAGCAGGCCCCAUAAAUCGGGAGAUGCGCCACCUCAUCAGUAGCCUCCAGAAUCACAAUCACCAGCUCAAAGGGGAGGUCCUCAGGUAUAAGCGGAAACUGAGAGAAGCCCAGUCUGACCUGAACAAGACACGCCUGCGCAGUGGCAGUGCCCUCCUGCAGUCUCAGUCCAGUACUGAGGACCCGAAGGACGAGCCUGCAGAGCUAAAACAGGACCCCGAGGACUUACCCGCCCAGCCCACCCCUUUGAAGGCAUCUCAGGAGGAAGUCAACGAAAUGAAGUCCAAACGGGAUGAGGAAGAGCGAGAACGAGAAAGGAGGGAAAAAGAGAGGGAGCGAGAAAGAGAGCGGGAGAAGGAAAAGGAGAGAGAACGAGAGAAGCAGAAACUAAAAGAGUCAGAAAAAGAGAGAGAUUCUGCUAAGGAUAAAGAGAAAGGGAAACAUGAUGAUGGAAGGAAAAAGGAAGCAGAAGUUAUCAAACAACUGAAGAUUGAACUCAAGAAGGCGCAGGAGAGCCAGAAGGAGAUGAAACUACUGCUAGACAUGUAUCGCUCUGCCCCAAAGGAGCAGAGAGACAAAGUUCAGCUCAUGGCCGCUGAGAAGAAGUCCAAGGCAGAGUUGGAAGAUUUAAGGCAAAGACUCAAGGAUCUAGAGGAUAAAGAGAAAAAAGAGAACAAGAAAAUGGCUGAUGAGGAUGCCUUGAGGAAGAUCCGGGCAGUAGAGGAGCAGAUAGAAUACUUGCAGAAGAAGCUGGCCAUGGCCAAGCAGGAGGAAGAAGCUCUCCUCUCUGAGAUGGACGUCACAGGUCAGGCCUUUGAGGACAUGCAAGAGCAAAAUAUCCGUUUGAUGCAGCAGUUGCGGGAGAAGGAUGAUGCAAAUUUCAAGCUCAUGUCAGAACGUAUCAAGUCCAAUCAGAUCCAUAAGUUGCUGAAAGAAGAGAAGGAGGAGCUGGCAGACCAGGUUUUGACUCUGAAGACUCAGGUUGAUGCCCAGUUACAAGUAGUGAGGAAACUGGAAGAGAAGGAGCAUCUGUUACAAAGCAACAUUGGCACAGGGGAGAAGGAGCUGGGUCUUAGGACUCAAGCCUUAGAGAUGAAUAAACGCAAGGCAAUGGAGGCAGCCCAGCUUGCAGAUGACCUCAAAGCACAGUUGGAGUUGGCUCAGAAGAAGCUACAUGAUUUUCAGGAUGAGAUCGUGGAGAACAGUGUCACCAAAGAAAAAGACAUGUUCAAUUUCAAACGAGCCCAGGAGGACAUCUCUAGACUUCGAAGGAAGCUGGAGACCACAAAGAAACCAGACAAUGUACCCAAAUGUGAUGAGAUUCUGAUGGAGGAGAUUAAGGAUUACAAGGCACGCCUCACCUGUCCGUGUUGCAACAUGCGUAAAAAGGACGCUGUACUUACCAAGUGUUUUCAUGUUUUCUGCUUUGAGUGUGUGAAGACCCGCUAUGACACUCGCCAGCGCAAAUGUCCCAAGUGUAACGCUGCUUUUGGUGCCAAUGAUUUCCAUCGCAUCUAUAUCGGUUGAUCCAAGCCAGGAGAAGAGGGGCUGGCUAGACAGGCACUUAGUCAUUAACCACCAAACCUCUACCUCUUCUCUCCUUGACUGUCACCUACAGGGCAGUUUGUCAACUCCCUUUCCUUCACAGACUUUAUAUCCAAGUUCUCUAAUACCUAGAUGACUUCAGGGGAAGGACUGGCAGUGCAAGUCUUGGGUUUUAGAAUGAAUUAGAAACAGUUUUUUAUUUGUCUUCCCUGCCAGCUUUGUUCAUUUCCUGCUUCUAGACUUUUUAGCAUCUUCAGGCUCACCAUAUAAUCUUGGACUGUCCAUUCUUCCUGAAGAAGUCAGACUGGUAUUUUUGACACGGAACAAAGAAGAGUAGAGACGCUUGGCUCUUUGCCAGGGGUGGUGAUCUUUUAGAAAUAAGCUACCUACGGGCACAAACAGUACCUGACUGGGGUGGUAAACUUUUUGUAAACUUGGAUUAUAAAAUGGUAUCAUUGUGCUAUUUUUUUCUGGAUGGUUUGAAGCCUUAAUGAAAUUUAUGUCCAGGAUGAUUCAGUCCAUUUCCUACUCACUAGCAGAGUAACUUGUUAAGGUCAGCUGGCUUUCUUGUUAAAAGUUAUUUAAGUUUUGAAUGUUCUGCCAUUGAUGUCUUUCAAUUUCUUGAGGCCAGAAUAAUUUCGAAUACUAUAGCCCAUUUUAUCUUAUAAUGAAAUCAAGAUUGAAGAGGAUGGGGCACAGGACUGAGAUGGGGAAGAGAUCUUCUGGGUACUUGGGGAACUCGAUAGAGGGAGGCCUUGGUGAGCUAUGAAUUAAUCUCAUCCACCUCUCCACAGGGGUUGUUGUGAAUCCUGUUUUCCAGAGGAUUCUCUGUAAUGUUUCUGUAGGGCUUUCUACGCCACAAGCUUCAAUUAAAGCAGGAUUCAUUUGG